Parascedosporium putredinis is the source of this 336-nucleotide messenger RNA. Lineage: Eukaryota; Fungi; Ascomycota; Sordariomycetes; Microascales; Microascaceae. The record is from the annotation of a GenBank genome assembly.
AUGGAUGGGUGUGCGUGCAAGAGUCAAGAAGUAGAUGAUGGAAAGGACAUCAAGGGCCCUGGUGAGAUUCUAACGGACACGCCAGAGCACUCCCAUCAAUGGGUCGGUGGAGACGGUGUUGCUCUUGGACUGGAGGAUCGUAAGCAAAACCAGAUGGGUCUGUCAAACAUGCAAUUAUUUGGAGGUGUGGAGGUUCUCUCGACGUCCAAGACGCCAGACGAGGCAUUUCGCAUGAUGGCCGCCCCAAAGUUCAUCCGCUCUCGCGUCGGGCCUUCCCACUCCCGCGUUUGCGCCCUCGACAAGACCCUGGAGAUCGCGACGACACCUCAAUUAUGA